Messenger RNA from Capsella rubella, 1633 nucleotides. RefSeq lists its product as uncharacterized. The coding region runs from base 137 to 1495 and encodes 452 amino acids. Gene Ontology annotation, molecular function: nucleosomal DNA binding; double-stranded DNA binding. Gene Ontology annotation, cellular component: nucleosome; nucleolus; nucleus. The transcript is spliced from 6 exons. The record is from RefSeq and is a predicted model, not a curated record. Lineage: Eukaryota; Viridiplantae; Streptophyta; Magnoliopsida; Brassicales; Brassicaceae. Gene Ontology annotation, biological process: negative regulation of DNA recombination; nucleosome assembly; chromosome condensation.
CCGCGGCGGGAAUGAGAAGAUGAUGUGAGAGAGCGAUGGUGUUGGGUACAAAUCCAUACCCAGAUCUCUUGCGACUGUGGCUAAUCGGGUUUAAGCGCCGACUCUGCGUACACAACAGAGCUUCGAUUCUUCUCCCAUGGCGGCUUCUGCUACGUUACUGUCUACGGCACAUGAAAGAAAAGCUGAGAAUCUGAGAGCUUUUAUGGUGAAUUUGGCGAAUUCAAGAGGCUUUUCCCUUCCUGAGACUAAACUCUUCGACCAGAAAUUCUUGGAUCUUUGUUUAUCCCGUACUCCUGAUCAUCCCACUUAUUCCGCUAUGAUAUUUGUUGCUAUCAUGGAUUUGAAUACAGAAGGUGGCUCCUGUGAAGAAGCGAUAUCUGAGUUUAUUAAGUCCAAGUACAAGAACUUACCAUUUGCUCACACGAGUUUGCUCAUUCAUCAUUUAGCUAAGCUUGUGGAGAAAAAAGAGAUACUUUAUGACUGCAACACCUUCUGUUACUCUCUUCCGGAAGAGAAGAAUACUGUUGCCUCCACUGAUGCUCAAAAAACGAGCGCUGUGAUAACUGUGAGAACUAAUGAUCAGCUUGCCGCGAAUGAGGUUAUGACUCUCCAAAGCGAGGAAGAUUGUGUUGAAAUUUUGAAAUCUGGGGAUCCUAAGGUUGAUUUAUUGGAAGAACAGAGUUUGACUGAGUCCCCAACCAGCCUCAAACGUAAAGCAUGUUGUGCCAUUAACGUCAUUGAAGUAAGGCACACAGAAGAUAAUGGAGUCAAAUCAGGUUUAAGGAAUUCGACUGUUGAAACUCCUAGGAAACAGGGAGUUGUUGGAGAACCAGAAGUGGCUCUUGAAAAUAGCGAGACUGAAGGUAGGAUUGAAGCAAACUGUGAAGAAAGUGAAUUAUAUGAAGUAGCUGUUCUAUCUGAGCAAAACAAUGUGUUGAUAGAAGAGUCGGGUGAAGAAGCAAAACUCUGUAGGACAUAUAACACGAUGAAAGAAGCAUGUGUUGCAGUGAAGAGUGGAGCAUAUAAAAAACUUCGGGAGUGCCAAACCGAAGCAUGCGACAAUAUCAUUGCCCUAGAGAAAAUGCUGAAACAGUGCAGAGAGAAAGACCAGCUGAACAAGGCUGUUUCAGAAAUUAAUGAUGUUUCUUGGUUGCCUCUAUCAAUGGAAAGCUGCAAAGAACUGUGGAAAGUUGCCCAAAAGAUACAAAGCCAGCUAUCUGAGCUCAUCGAUUCCAGUGAUGAAACCAUGGUUCCAUAUGCUAAAUCUCCAGGAGGUGAAACCGUAGGAAUAAGCAAAGGAUUUUGCAGAGAGGAUCCCAAGAUGAAAAAAACUCCUUGUGAGAUCAAUGGAUCUGGAAAAACCUCCAAACAGCUUGAACAGAAGGAAAGAUAUAAUUGUUCACAAAAGAAACCACAGGUCAAGAAAACGAGAAUGAAAAGACUCCGAGACAUAGCAACACCAGCAGUGAGGAAAUCGACUCGCUUAAGAAAAUGAAACUUACAAAAAACAAAAAAACUUUUGGAAUGCAAGAAUUGUUGUAAAGGUUAGGCUUAUAUAUCUUUAUAUCAGUAUCUACAUAAGAGCUGUACCUUGAAGAAUCUGAAUAUUUUUAUAUAAAGUUUUUUCAUGAAA